Molecule: messenger RNA, 1274 nt
Organism: Durusdinium trenchii
Lineage: Eukaryota; Dinophyceae; Suessiales; Symbiodiniaceae
Source: the annotation of a GenBank genome assembly
GCAAGAAGUGUGACAACUGAUCACCGAUCAUCCUUGCCUAUACCAGAAGCCCAAGACGCAUUGCCAUGGGGAACAUGCCUUCGCAGCAUGCACUUUUGCAUCCGCACUUGGCUUCAAUGCCCCUUUCAGCAGCCUUGGCGCCAGAGAUGAGGGCUGCAUUGAGUGAAUACGAUCCGAAGGCUGCAAUACAACGAUUAGCUGAGUGCCACUUAGAGGAUGUCUUCUCCUUGCCGCUGCUUUGCCCCAACUUCUGCCAGCAACUGCGGGAGGAAGUCCAGUAUUUCCGACAGAGAGUGGAAGGUGAAGGAGAGAUCUCGCCAGGGCUUCUAUUGAGCUCCAGAUGGUACCUCUACCAAAUCAAUCCUGGCUUCAAAGUCCUUUUCGACCAGCUGCUCCAAGAGGUCUUAACGCAGAUUGACCACGCCUUGAUCCCAUCAGAGACGCACCAGAUUGCAUACCAUCAAGCGUAUUGCAUCAACUACGAGGAGGACAGAGAUCUUUCACUGAAAGCUCACACUGAUGAUUCUGAUCUUACGGUGAAUGUGUUUCUGGGCAUCCCAGGCUUUGAGGGCGCGGAGCUACUUUUGCUGGAACCCACCCCCGAGGAUGUCGCUGCAGGCACUCCACGCUUGGAACCUGGUGUCUACAAGGCCAAAACGUCGGAUGCUCACCAGGUCUAGCUGAGUAUAGCUGAUGCUUCAUGUUCCCUCAUGCACUUCAUGCCCGCCAUUUGCACCUUUUUCUGGGCUCAGUGAUCAUUCAGGCCUCACUUUCUGCUUGGUUUGUCGCGUUCCGGCUGCAGGGUGGCAUCACAGAGUAUCAUCACCGAGCUGUUGGUACAGCCGUCCUGCAUCCGGGAGAUCGCUGGCAUGCAGUGCAGCCACUGAAGUCUGGGAGUCGUUGGAACUUGAUCAUCAUGGCAAUGCGCAAUGACAAGGAAUGGAAGCGGACAUUCUAUGAUGAAACAAGUGUGCAACUUGAAGAGAAGGCAAAGUUCUUGAAGAAAGGAUGAGAAAAAAGAAAGUGUGACAGAAACACCGCCUCAUGGCCUCCCACGGCCUGCCUGCGUCAAGUGGUGCAGAAGCAGACGUUGCUGGGUCUACGCUCAAGUUGCUCAACCUGAAACCGCUUUGCCUCGACUCUGGAGUGAUGCGUCUGCCUGAGACCCCCCCGACGUUUGCAGAAGACACGACGUUUGCGACGUGGAUGUUUGCGCACCAUGGGUGUCCAACCAUGCCCGAUGCACAAGCGCAGAGCUGAAGUGAAGUCCAAGC